GUUUCUUCGUUCGUCAACCGUCAUAUACUAUUACAUGAACCUCACUUUUUGUCCCACCAAAAGGCACUACACUUUCUUGAAAUAUUAAAACAAAAUUUCUCCAAUUUUCCUUUUUCUCUAGGGAAACAAAGCUGCCGGUCCCGGUUACUUUGCUAAUCCCUGGCGAACCAUCCAUUCACUCUUUUGUUUACAAUUUUUUUUCCGCAAAGAAAAAAUUAAAGACUAUGGUUUGGGGCCUUUUUCCUAUUGAUCCACUUCCAGGUGAAGAUAAUUACUAUUUCUUCAAUAAAGGUACAUAUAAAGUUGGUCGAAAAGGAUGUGAUGUCAUUGUCAACAAGGAUAAAGGAGUUUCAAGGAUCCAUGCAGAGAUUUUAAUAGAUGAGAUGAUUUCUUUGGAUCAGUCGUUGAAGAAACCCUCAAAUAUUUUGUCUAAAGUACGUAUAAGAGACUGCUCAAAGUAUGGUACAUUCCUCAGCAAGAAUAUGGAUUCAAAGGAGAAAGUUCAUGAGUUUCCAAAUAAAGAAACAAUGCUUAAGGAUGGGGAUCUAGUUUCUUUUGGAACUGGUAAUGCAACUUACAGAUUCUCCUAUGUGUCCUUCAUAUUUUUCAUUUGCUCCCCGAAGCAUUCAAAGACAAAUCAACUUAUUACAAAGAAGGUAUCAUCAAUAGGUGCAAGUAUAAGUAAAAAGUGGAGUUUGGACUGCUCACAUGUGCUUGUAGAUGACUCCUUUCCACUGAGUGAGGAUCUGAUUGAUGCUAUUGUCGCUAGAAAACCCUUGGUUCAAUAUAGUUGGGUUGAGCUAAUUGCAGGAAAAACUCUUUGCACCGAUAUUCCAAGCUGCAGUUCUCAUGCACCAAAAUUGAUGCUGGAAGGAGUGUCCGGGAAAGUGGUAGAUCCUCAGUCUCGGGAGUGUUGUUUGAAAGGAUAUACAUUUUUGCUGGAACCAGAAAACAAGUAUAAAUUUGAGGGCAGGUUGCAGUCCUUACUGGAAGUUGGGGGUGCCAGCAUUUCUUCUGCUGAAAUGGCCUUGGAAAAAGAUGGAAAUGAUCGUCUGGUAUGUGUAGUUCCAGCAGGAUCAAGCAGCUUUAAGUGUUUUUCUAACCAUAGUUCCUUGCCUUCAGUGAGUGAGAUAGAUCUGGUUUCUGCGGUUCUUUCUGGAUAUCUGGAUCCUUCUCUAAUCACAUCCCCACCGGUGCUCGUUACAUCUUCAUGCUCCACAGAUGAGACACUGGUUGCAGACUCAGAUGCAGAAACAGAAAGUGCAAAAUCAGAUCACAUUGCUGCUGCUGUCUGUUCAAUAGAUACUUCAGAGCAUGACAGCAAGAGAACAACUUCUACACACAAAUUAGAAUCUGUUGAAUAUUAUAACGAAGAUAAGUGUUCUGUUCAAAUAGUUAUACCUAGUGAUAAUGUAUCCAUGAGGGACACAUCUCCCAGUUCAACAAAACCUGAUAAACAUGAUGGAGAUCACAUACCACAUGAUGAUGCUACCAUCCAUGACCCUGAAGGUAGUUACAUCAGGCGCUUAGGUGUCAAAAGUGAUAAUACACUGGCAAAAGAAGAUAUCACUGAUGAGCGGGAAAAUGGGAAGUUAGACAUCAUAUAUAGCCAAGAUUUGAUUGUUAAAGAUUCUAUCAUGUCAUUACCAGUCUCUUCUUCAACAAAAGGUGGAGUUACAAACUUUAAGCGCUUCCGUAAGGCAAAUGCUCCACCCCAGAAUAGCUUUGAAAUCUUCGUUCCGUUCUCCAAGUAUCCAUAUCAAGAAUCUGAGUGUAAGAAUGAGGAUAUUGCUGAAUCCAUUAAAGAAGAGAAAAAAAGAAAACAGAUGGAAGCUGUUGCCGAGGACCUGUUUAACAGUGAAAAGGGAAGACGACGUGGUGUUGCUGGUUCCCUGCAUGGGUUGUUUGCUCGUAGAUAAUAUGGGUUAGUGAACUGAAGAGCUUUAUAGAGGAUCAAUUAUCUGAUCAUUCUCAUGGCUUCUACACUUUCAAGCAACAAGACUGGAAUUGGCUCAACUGUGAUUUUACAUGCAUGAUGAUUAGCUGCCUACAAUAUACCAGAGAUAUGCAAAUGUACUUGUUCGAACAACUGAGACAUUUUGUUGGUAUUGCUACUUUCUUAGCGAACACUGUAGAUAAGACUCUCUUUUCUUUUCCCAUUGUAUGAGAUGGGAAAGUCAUCUUUGUUUUCAGGAUCAUAUGUGUUGAGCUAUUGUAUCGCGUCAUUCUUGAAACUAAUUUUUUCUGAAGUUUGGGACAUGACUUUUAAUUUAGGAGGAUGCAAAAUAUCUGAAGUUUGCUUGCUUCCAAGUUGUCUUGACCCGUAUGUUUGAAAUUUGUAAAGUCCGAAUCAGAUUUCUUCAA
Messenger RNA from Lycium barbarum (goji berry), 2364 nucleotides. RefSeq names its product nibrin homolog. Gene Ontology annotation, molecular function: damaged DNA binding; protein binding. Gene Ontology annotation, cellular component: Mre11 complex. The record is from RefSeq and is a predicted model, not a curated record. Gene Ontology annotation, biological process: mitotic G2 DNA damage checkpoint signaling; double-strand break repair via homologous recombination. NCBI's taxonomy places the organism in Eukaryota, Viridiplantae, Streptophyta, Magnoliopsida, Solanales, Solanaceae.